AUGUCUAACGAGAAGAGAAACGAAGAGAAUAGCGAGGAUCAGGCGAAUGAGGAUGCUACGGGCGAGCUGAAGAAGGCACCCGAUGUCGAACAAAGCCUGCCCUCUUCCACGGGCGGUCAAAAUGUUCCCAACCCGAAUGAGGUGGAUUGGGAUGCGCCCGACGAUCCUCAUAAUCCGCGCAAUUGGCCUGCCUGGAGACGAGCGAUGCUCGUCGGCAUGAUUACCUCUGUUAAUAUAGCCGCUGUAGCUAUUGCCCCGGCCAUUCCCCUCGUGUUGAAAGAGUUCGGCUCAAAUAAUCAGGAACUUGUCAUCUUAGCAGUUACGAUCGAGCUCCUGGGCACCAGCGUAAGACCCGUAUUCAUGGGCCCUAUGUCGGAGGUAGUUGGUCGUCGUAUCAUUUACAACUGUGCGAAUUUAGCAUUCUGCGGAUUCACGAUUGGAUGUGCCUUAGCACCAACCCUAGCUACGACCAGUGGGCCAUGGAUGAUCAAAUCUGCCGUAUUCUACUGUCGAGUGGAUCCGACAAAUCUGUCAUUAAUGACCACGGGUUGGCUCUUCCUCACUUGUUUUGUCCUCAAACCUAACUAUGUGACAGCGCUUGGUGUUGGCACUUUCUACAUGGUUUCCACUAACCUCGAAGUAUGCUUGCCUUCCUCGGCCUCUUCUUUCUUCCGCGAGAUUUCGAUCCAGCCAGUCCAUCUGCUUCUGUGCGCCCCUGGAGGCACCCCGAUCGCCAUGAACUGCAAGAUUCCCGUCCGGACUAGCUCCGCUGGGGACGCUGUCCAACUCCUUCUUCGGUUCUCCUUCGGCGGAAGGUGUGGUAAUGAUGUUGUUGUUCUCAGAGGUGUCUCAAUUGAACAUCGUCCCCGAGAGGGACUUGUGGGCUGCGAUAGUGUCACGGAUAGCUUGGAAAAGUUCUCUGACUGA
Amorphotheca resinae ATCC 22711 is the source of this 927-nucleotide messenger RNA. RefSeq lists its product as hypothetical. The transcript has 6 exons. NCBI's taxonomy places the organism in Eukaryota, Fungi, Ascomycota, Leotiomycetes, Helotiales, Amorphothecaceae. The record is from RefSeq and is a predicted model, not a curated record. Gene Ontology annotation, molecular function: transmembrane transporter activity. Bases 1 to 927 code for a protein of 308 amino acids. Gene Ontology annotation, biological process: transmembrane transport.